This is a messenger RNA of Centrocercus urophasianus (Greater sage-grouse), 2386 nucleotides long. RefSeq names its product T-box transcription factor 2 (gene TBX2). Gene Ontology annotation, molecular function: DNA-binding transcription factor activity, RNA polymerase II-specific; RNA polymerase II cis-regulatory region sequence-specific DNA binding. The record is from RefSeq and is a predicted model, not a curated record. Gene Ontology annotation, biological process: regulation of transcription by RNA polymerase II; cell fate specification; positive regulation of DNA-templated transcription. Bases 91 to 2169 code for a protein of 692 amino acids. NCBI's taxonomy places the organism in Eukaryota, Metazoa, Chordata, Aves, Galliformes, Phasianidae. The transcript is spliced from 7 exons. Gene Ontology annotation, cellular component: nucleus.
UUUUGGUUUUUUGCUUGUUUGUUUGUUUUCUUUUCUUUUUUUUUAACAAAAGGGAAUCCCUCUUUUUCUCCUGGAUUUGUGGAUGCACCGAUGAGAGAUCCAGCCUUCCCAGGGACUGCCAUGGCUUACCACCCCUUCCACGCUCCCCGGCCGGCCGACUUCCCCAUGUCCGCUUUUCUCGCCGCCGCUCAGCCCUCCUUUUUCCCCGCUCUGGCUCUGCCCCCGGCGGCUCUGGCCAAGCCCAUGCCGGACCCGGGGCUGGCCGGGGCGGCCGAGGCUGGGCUGCACGUCUCGGCUCUGGGCCACCACCACCAGGCAGCCCAUCUGCGCUCCCUCAAGAGCCUGGAGCCCGAGGAGGAGGUGGAGGACGACCCCAAAGUGACGCUGGAAGCCAAAGAGCUUUGGGACCAAUUCCACAAGCUGGGCACCGAGAUGGUGAUCACCAAAUCCGGGAGGAGGAUGUUCCCCCCGUUCAAGGUGCGGGUGAGCGGCCUGGACAAGAAGGCCAAAUACAUUUUGCUCAUGGAUAUAGUUGCGGCCGACGACUGCCGGUACAAAUUCCACAACUCCCGCUGGAUGGUGGCCGGAAAGGCCGACCCGGAGAUGCCCAAACGCAUGUACAUCCACCCCGACAGCCCGGCCACCGGGGAGCAGUGGAUGGCCAAACCCGUUGCCUUUCACAAACUCAAGCUCACCAACAACAUCUCGGACAAACACGGCUUUACCAUUCUGAACUCCAUGCACAAAUACCAACCUCGCUUCCACAUCGUGAGGGCCAACGACAUCCUCAAGCUGCCCUACAGCACCUUCCGCACCUACGUGUUCCCCGAGACCGACUUCAUCGCCGUCACCGCCUACCAGAACGACAAGAUCACGCAGCUGAAAAUCGAUAACAACCCCUUCGCCAAAGGCUUUCGGGACACGGGCAACGGCCGUCGGGAGAAGAGGAAGCAGCUCUCGCUGCCGUCGCUGCGGAUGUACGAGGAGCCCUGCAAACCCGACCGAGACGGCGGCGAAUCGGACGCGUCCUCCUGCGAACCAUCGGCUGUGCGCGACGCACUGCACUCCCCCGUGGGCCCCCUCCCCAGCCCCCUGCGCCUGAAGGCCAGCGGCAGAGAGGAGAAGCCGGGGGCUGACAGCGACGCGGAGGUGGAGAAGGUGCCCGAGGAGCGGCCAGCGGGCGGCAGCCCCGGUGGGGAGGACACAUCACCCCGCGGCAGCCCACGGUGCACCGACGAGCGGGGCAAGGAGAGGCGCAGCCCAGAGAAAGCCAAGGAUGGAGCAUCCCAGGGGGACGGCCCCAGUGAGGGUCUGUUUGGAGCACGGGGCAUGGAGAAGGACAAAGUGGAAGGGAGAAGGAAAGAGCCGGAGCAGGGCAAGAAGGACGCAGAGGGAGUCGGGCUGGGCAAGGAGGCCUUCGCCCCGCUGAUGGUGCACACGGACAGCCCCCCGCACCUGAGCGCAGGGCACCUGCAGAGCCUCGCGCUCUCUGGGCUCCACGGGCAGCAGUUCUUCAGCCCGCUGGGUGCCGGGCAGCCACUCUUCAUCCACCCAGGACAGUUUGCCAUGGCCCCCGGGGCUUUCUCUGCUAUGGGCAUGGGACAUUUGCUGGCCUCGGUGACCGGCGGCGGCAGCCUGGAGAACGGGGCCCUCUCGUCUGCCCCGGGCGCAGCGGGGACGGCCACCCCCUUCCCAUUCCACCUCUCCCAGCACAUGCUGGCUUCUCAGGGAAUCCCGAUGCCCACUUUCGGCGGCCUCUUCCCCUACCCCUACACCUACAUGGCAGCAGCAGCAGCAGCCGCCUCAGCCAUGCCGGCCACCAGCGCAGCCGCUGCCGCCGGGCCGCUGUCCCGCAAUCCCUUCCUGGGCAGCAGCCGCCCUCGCCUGCGCUUCAGCCCCUACCAGCUCCCUGUCAGCAUCCCGCCCAGCACCAACCUGCUCACCACCGGCCUCCCCUCCAGCCUCAACCCCGGCUCUGAGAGCUCCAAGGCGGGCAGCAGCCGUGAGCCCAGCCCCAUCCCCGACGCGCACAAAGCCCAGCGCCCCUCCGUCUCCCCCCCCAAAGGUUCCCUGAAGGAAUCCCUCAACGAACUGCAGAACAUCCAGAGACUGGUGAGCGGGCUGGAGAGCCAGCGGGAGCUGUCGCCCGGCAGGGAGUCCCCCAAGUGACCGACGGGGGGAGCAGGCAGCGCACCCACCUCCUCCCCCCCGGGGCUGAGAAGCACUGGUCUUUUGUACAGCACAGUAUAAAUAUUUAUUAAAGGUGGGGGCGGAUGGGGAGGGGGCUCUCCGUAUAGCCGCCCCCCACCCCGAGUGCCACCCCCCAUCCCUGCUCCCUGCCUCGGGGCACGGGGCUGCCCUAUUGUCGGACGGGGAGGGCGGUGGG